ACCUAGGUAUCAACAUAUAGUUAACUAAUUUACUACAAAGGUACCUCAUACGCAUCCUUAGAGAGGCAAACCCCGAGUUUCUCACAAAUCCAUCAUGGCGUACGCUAUUACCGACACCCUCGCCCUCCCCAAUUCCUCCGUUCGCAUCCCCCGUCUGGGCUUCGGGGUGUACCGGUCAGCGCAGUGCGGGGAGUCAAGCCAGCACGCCCUCCAGGCAGGAUACCGCCACAUCGACACGGCACAGUUCUACCGCAACGAGCGGGAAGUCGGCGAGGCGAUCCGGCAGUCUGGGAUUCCGCGCGCGGAGCUCUUUGUGACCACCAAGAUCAUCAGCCCCGCCGGUUCGCCCGAGGCGACGUACAAGAAACUGUGCGAGAGCGUGGAACAGAUCGCGGGCGAGGGGCCAGAUAGCUACGUCGACCUCUUCCUUAUCCAUAGCUCGUCUUCGGGGCCUGCGGGCCGGAAGGAGCUGUGGCUCGCGCUUGAAAAGUUGCUCGCAGAGGGCAAGACGCGGAGCAUCGGAGUCAGUAACUAUGGGGUUCAGCAUAUCGAGGAGAUGAAGGCGUAUGCUACCGUGUGGCCGCCGCAGGUGAACCAGUUAGAGCUGCAUCCAUGGUGCCAGCAGCGGGUCAUCGAUGCAUACUGCAAGAGGCACGGCAUCGUUGUCGAGGCAUAUUCGCCCAUUGUCCGCAAUUACAAGGCCAACGACCCUACGUUGGUUGGCCUCGCCCAGAAGUACGGAAAGACCACACAGCAGAUCUUGAUUCGGUAUGCGCUGCAGAAGGAGUGGGUGCCGCUACCCAAGAGCGACGAUCCUGCCCGUAUCGCGGCCAACGCUGCCAUCUAUGAUUUCAACAUCUCCAGUGAGGACAUGGCGGUCCUGAACGCACUGGACCAAGGCCCCGCGGGGGCGAUUGUGGAGGCGGUUGAGAAUGAGUGAAGACAUCGGCUUGGAAUGAGGGGGGGGGGGGGAGAGCAACCCCCUGGUUAUUUACCUCCUUCUACAGACAAGCUUCAGUAAUCUGGCCGUUCCAUCAGAAAGGCGUUGACCGAUUGCAAGGUAGAUCUUGAAGGAUUCGCGUCGGGUUUUGAUGACAUGAUCCACGCAAGGCGCUGUCGGAUAAAUUGUUUAUUCAUGGCUUGCCCUUGUUUCUGUGUAGAGAAGUCGCC
Penicilliopsis zonata CBS 506.65 is the source of this 1170-nucleotide messenger RNA. RefSeq lists its product as hypothetical. Bases 95 to 940 code for a protein of 281 amino acids. Gene Ontology annotation, molecular function: oxidoreductase activity. Lineage: Eukaryota; Fungi; Ascomycota; Eurotiomycetes; Eurotiales; Aspergillaceae. The transcript has 2 exons. The record is from RefSeq and is a predicted model, not a curated record.